Messenger RNA from Pedinophyceae sp. YPF-701, 633 nucleotides. The record is from the annotation of a GenBank genome assembly. NCBI's taxonomy places the organism in Eukaryota, Viridiplantae, Chlorophyta, Pedinophyceae.
AUGGCGGACAUCAGCUGGGGCGUCCAGCAGGACGACAGCCAGGCUGAGAAUCUAGCGGAUCUGUACGCGAUCAUCAAGACGACCGAAAAGCUCGAGCAGGCGUACAUCAGGGACCUGAUAGGCUCGGACACGUACGAGCAGCAGUGCCUGAAGCUCAUCGGCCAGUUCAAGACCCUGUGGAGCACGCUCCAGGGCGCCGUGCCUGACGUACGCGCCUUCAUGCACCGCUACGGGCUCGAGGCCCCUCUCGCCGUCACACGCCUCGUCCAGUCAGGAGUCCCGGCCACGCUCGAGCACGGGCGGCCGCAGAAGACCGCGGCGCCCACCGGCGCCCAGGUGGCCGAUGCAGUGCAGAACCUCAUCACCCUCAAGGACGCCCUAGCGAUGGGACUCAAGGCGGUGGACCAGGUCUUUCCGGAGAUGCAGGCUACGACGGAGUCGCUGGCGCGUGUGCGGCAGCUUCCGGCGUCCUCGUCGGUGCGUGAGCGCAUGGUGAGGUGGCUGAACAAGCUGCACCAGCUGCCGGCGAGCCACGAGCUCGGCGCGGAGGACCUGCGGCAGCUGGCGCACGAUGUGGAGGUGUCGUACCAGGAGUUCAUGCAGAUUCUGCGCGACGAGAGCGAGGGCGCGUGA